AUGAUUCAUAGUAACAGCUAAACUUAGCUACACAGUCAAUUUGGAUUAACAGUACCGAAGACACCACUCAACAGAUAAAAUAGAGCCCAAGAUCAAUCGACUAUUUCAUAAUAUUAGUCUCCCACUCUGAGAUAGGCUAUGUCACCUAAAGUAGCCAGAGAGUAUUUGAAUAGCUUGAAAAGCUUCAUAUGCUAAUAACAAUAAGCAACUCCAAAGACAGAAAGAAUGAACACAAUUCCCACCCAAGAAAUAUUGUACUAACAGCCAUAUUUGUAGUUUCCAGUAGCAAAUAGAUUUAAUGAGGAUAUAAAAUUUAUGACUCCCCAUAAAAUUCAAGUUAGGAAAUUGAAUGAAGAUGGAACAGUUCAUUCCCUGCGAUAUUAUUACUUAAAAUAAGCAAUUUUGGAUAGUUCCAAUAACAUUCCCCAAUCAUAACAAAUAAUGAUUAUAGGAUAAAAACAGAGUGGAAAGAAGAAACUAUUUCAAGAACUAAUCAAACGAUCUAUGUCAAAACUAUUCAAACUAUCUUUACAAACUGAAUCAGGAGAAAAAACUAUCAAUCUUUCAUUGAAUGAUGAUAUAAAAUAAACUAUUAAAAGUAUAUUGGCAGGAGUUAAACAUUAUUAAUUGAUAGCAUAAGGGGAAUAAAAUAUCAUUGCUUGCAGAGGGUUGGAAGGAUUCAAGAGAGAUAAGAAAGAUAAGGGAAUCCUAAUUGUGUGCGUGAAACCAGGGAAGGAGUAGAAAUCAGAGUGCAUCAAAACUUUUAAGUUCUUAGAAGAAAUUUGCAAAAAUUGA
Molecule: messenger RNA, 795 nt
Organism: Paramecium octaurelia
Lineage: Eukaryota; Ciliophora; Oligohymenophorea; Peniculida; Parameciidae
Source: the annotation of a GenBank genome assembly